AUGCCUAUUCUGUCAUUCACCUUGAGUGAUGAAGGCGUUUCUGCCUUUCGAGAUACAUUGAUAUGCCUCAAUAAGUUCAGCGACGAUGUUUCGUUAGAAGCAAGAAGAGAUGCGUUUGUUCUUACAACGUUAAACAACUCCAAAUCCGCCUACGCCAGCUUCAAAUUCACUACAAGCAGGUUCUUCUCCAAAUACCAAUUCCGACCAGCCGGACAAUUCCGGGAUAAGUUUUAUUGUACUCUGUACAUUAGAGCUCUGGUUUCUCUUUUCCGCAGCCGUUCGGUCUCAGAUAGUCAACGGGAUACGGAAAAGCAAACCCUCAUUGACAGAUGUGAUGUUAUCAUCGAUGAUGGAGAAGGCAUCAAGAGCCGCUUCGUCGCUCGUAUCGUUUUCCGCAACGGGCUUACAUCAACCCAUCACUUGCCUUUUCAAAUUCUUGCCCCCGUUCAUGCAAAAUUUAAUAGACAGGAUUCACCACAUCAUUGGACAAUAUCAUCGAGGACUCUUCGUCAGCUCAUGGACCAUUUUGGACCAGGAAUUGAGUAUCUUGAUAUCAACACCGAUGGAGACCACGUCAACUUUACUUGUUUUAGUGAGAAGACAGUCAGCGAAGAAGCAGUACUCAAAAAGCCAUUACAAACAUCUAUAGCUAUUGAAGCUGACGAGUUUGAUGACAUUGACGUUGAGGACAAGCUGCACAUCGUCAUCUCCGUCAAAGACUUUCGUGCAAUUAUUCAGCAUGCUGGGAUUACAGGAAACGCCAUCUCUGCUCGAUACUCUCUUCCCGCAAAACCCAUUCAGCUCACUUAUUCUGGAGAUGCACUCUUCUGCGAAUUCACAAUCAUGACUGUCGGGGAACGAGGAAGUAACCCUGACCAAAAAAUCAGGAAAAUUCGUAAGGGAACCGGAAAUAGUGCAGGCCCACGCUUGGAAGCGACAUCUCGUAAAACGAGCGUCACGCCAUUUGAAGCGGCUAGGCACGCACAAACUGGUCAGCCACCUGAACUUGCAGUUGCACCCCAAAAAUCAGCUAUAUCAGUCCCGGCACCGCAUCUCGGCACCGCUAGAGCCAGUGUUUCAAGAAUAGGAGCAUUCGACUUGCGACCAUCCCAGAAACCACCACCGCCUACUAUACGAUCCGAGAGUCUAUUCGUAGACGAUGCAGGGUGGGAACCUGUCAGAGAUGAGGACGAAGAUGUCGAAGACGACGUCAGAUUAGAGUGGGAUCAUAGUGCAGACCCGAACAAAUCUGCGAUGCAAAUGACUCCUGCCGACGAGGAAAAUGCCGCGAGCCUCGAACACCGUGAAGUAGAAUCCAAUGCACAGGCAGAAACACAAGCCGCCGAGUCAACGUACCUGGAGCCGACACAGAAACUUUCUCAAGUUAAGAAUCUUGCGUUAUUUCCUGACUAA
This is a messenger RNA of Ustilaginoidea virens, 1413 nucleotides long. RefSeq lists its product as uncharacterized. The record is from RefSeq and is a predicted model, not a curated record. NCBI's taxonomy places the organism in Eukaryota, Fungi, Ascomycota, Sordariomycetes, Hypocreales, Clavicipitaceae. The transcript has 5 exons. Gene Ontology annotation, cellular component: checkpoint clamp complex. Gene Ontology annotation, biological process: cellular response to ionizing radiation; DNA repair; DNA replication checkpoint signaling. The coding region runs from base 1 to 1413 and encodes 470 amino acids.